This is a messenger RNA of Sinocyclocheilus grahami, 1126 nucleotides long. Its product is annotated as mediator of RNA polymerase II transcription subunit 17-like. Gene Ontology annotation, cellular component: core mediator complex; mediator complex. The record is from RefSeq and is a predicted model, not a curated record. The transcript is spliced from 8 exons. The annotation marks the transcript as partial. Gene Ontology annotation, biological process: regulation of transcription by RNA polymerase II. Gene Ontology annotation, molecular function: transcription coregulator activity. Lineage: Eukaryota; Metazoa; Chordata; Actinopteri; Cypriniformes; Cyprinidae.
GCUCGAGAGUCACAAACACAGAGCAGCAGCAGCAGCAGCAGCAGCAGCUAGAUCAGGUGUAAGUGUAGCUGCAGCGGUCAGCAUGAUGUCUGGAGGUCCGGCGGUGCGCGUCAGCAUCGAGUCUCAGUGUGAGCGUCAGGUGCAGGAGGUGUCUCUGGACGGUCUGGAGACGUAUGUCCCGCUGCUCUCCAUGUCUCAGAACCUGGCCAAGCUGGCGCAGCGGAUCGACUUCGACCAGAGCUCCGACUCAGACGAGGACGGCCAGGAGCGGGAGAGCCGGGAGCCGUGGGGCAAACCUGAGCCGGAGGAGGACGAGGGGACGGUGAAGUUCCAGCCCUCGCUGUGGCCAUGGGACUCGGUGAGGAAUAACCUGCGCAGCGCUCUCACAGAGAUGUGUGUGCUGCACGACGUGCUCAGCGUGCUCAAGGACAAGAAGUACAUGGCACUCGACCCUGUGUCCCAGGACCCCGCUCUGACCAAGACCCCGCAGGUGUUCCAGCUGAUCAGCAAGAAGAAGUCUCUGGCCACGGCGGCGCAGCUGCUGCUGAAAGGAGCCGAGAAACUCACCAAGUCUCUGGCGGAGAACCAGGAGCAGCGCAGACAGCGGGACUUCAACUCGGAGCUGCUGCGUCUGCGCUCUCAGUGGAAGCUGCGCAAGGUCGGGCACAAGAUCCUGGGUGAUCUGAGCUACCGCAGCGCCGGGUCUCUGUUCCCCCAUCACGGCACGUUUGAGGUCAUCAAGAACACAGACAUCGACCUGGAUAAGAAAGUCCCUGACGAUUACUGUCCGCUCAACGUGCAGAUCCCCAGCGACCUGGAGGGGUCGGCGUAUAUUAAGGUGUCCAUUCAGAAGCAGUCUGCUGAUAUCGGAGACCUCGGCACAGUCAGUCUCUUCAGAAGACAGCCCAAAGCCAAACCUGGCUCUCAGAUGUGGCAUUUGAAGCUGGAAGCGGCUCAGAAUGUGCUGCUGUGUAAGGAGAUCUUUGCUCAGCUCUCACGUGAAGCUGUUCAGAUCAAAUCACAGAUUCCUCACAUCGUCGUCAAGAACCAGAUCAUCUCUCAACCCUUUCCUGGUCUGCAGCUGUCUAUCUCUCUCUGUCACUCCACUGGAGAGAAGAAAAGCCAG